AUUAGUAGCUAGCGUAAUAGAACUACUAGCUACUACUCUCGUCAUCAUCUUUAAUUGGGCACUUGGGGUAUUCUGGAGAGAGAACCGUAGCAGAGAAUACAAAUAUGGCUUUUGGUGGAAUCCUUGGGUUUGACAACGGAAUUGUGUUGGCACCAAUGGGUCCUGAUGUGGCCGGCCCCAAACUGGUCGCCGCUGUGGCUAAUGCUGGAGGCAUCGGCCUCUUGGUUAGCCCCGUCAACAGCUAUGACAUGACGGUGAAAGCCAUCACGGAGACGAGAAAGCUGACAGACAAGCCCUUUGGGGCGGGAAUUCUGCUAGAAUUCGACAACACACGAACAGUGCAAGCUAUUUUUGACGAGAAGCUUGCAUGCAUGCAAGUCUACUGGGGUGACUUCACCAAGGAAAUGGUUGAUGAAGCUCACAAACAUGGUGUCAAGAUAUUGCAUCAAAUCGGAUCAUUGAAGGAUGCAGAGAAAGCAAUUGCAGCAGGGGUCGACUGUAUUAUUGUACAGGGAGUGGAAGCAGGAGGACAUAUCAUUGGCACUGUUGGGCUGAUAGCUUUGCUCCCAAGAGUAGUAGAUUUGGUGGGGGACAGAGAAAUUGCAGUGGUGGCAGCUGGCUCAAUCGCUGACCCUCGCGGCUACGUUGCUGCCUUGUCAUUGGGUGCUCAUGGGAUUUGCAUGGGAACCAGGUUUGUGGCUACCAAGGAAUCAUAUGCAAACCAUUACUACAAGCAACAGUUGCUGCAUUACACUGAGGCGGACACAGACCGCACCGACCUGUACAAUCGUGCCACCUGGAGGUCCCCCGUGAGGUGUCUCAACACUCCCUUCCAUCAACAAUGGAAAAAUGCACCCGAGUCUGUCGAAAACAAUGAAGAACAACCCAUCGUAAGCUAUUCCAUCAUCCAUGGAGAGGAAACUGUUCUUAGACGGUUUGCCGGACAAGUGGCGAAUCCCACCACUGCAGGUGAGCUGGAGAACAUGGUCAUGUACGCCGGACAGGGCGUUGGGCUCAUCAAGGAGAUCCUCCCUGCCGGCGACGUCGUAAAGAAUUUUAUUGAGGGAGCGAAGGAGAUAAUCAAGGGUUUGGGCGACAAAUACCUAGGUACCAACCAAGCCUGAUCGCUGCUACUACUACUACUCUGCAACUAGUCAUUGAAUAAAGGCCUUUUAACACUUGGCCGGAGAAUAAAAUUUAGAAGAUUAUUGCAUAGUACGUAGAGCUCUACUAGGUUGAUUGGCCAUGUAUUGCAUUACUUGCUUUUGCUUUAUCUAUCAAGCCUACGUACAGUUGGUACUUGAUCUAUCAGAAUAAACCAUAA
Molecule: messenger RNA, 1324 nt
Organism: Nelumbo nucifera (sacred lotus)
Lineage: Eukaryota; Viridiplantae; Streptophyta; Magnoliopsida; Proteales; Nelumbonaceae
Product: nitronate monooxygenase-like
Molecular function (GO): nitronate monooxygenase activity
Source: RefSeq, a predicted model, not a curated record